Messenger RNA from Linum trigynum, 1470 nucleotides. NCBI's taxonomy places the organism in Eukaryota, Viridiplantae, Streptophyta, Magnoliopsida, Malpighiales, Linaceae. The record is from the annotation of a GenBank genome assembly.
AUGGCGAACCACGGUCAACCCUCGGAGCCAACGCCUAUGCCACACUGCUUGGCGGUUCCGUUUCCAACCCAAGGCCACAUCAACCCGAUCCUCGAAUUCUCCAAGCGCCUAAUCCCCAAAGGAAUCCGGGUCACUCUCCUCCUCACCCCUUUCAUCUCCAAAUCCAUCUCCGCCCGAGACCGGACCCGAAUCUCCGCCCUCGAAAUCGGCCUCGAAACGAUCGCCGACGGCCACGACGAAGAAGGCUGCCCGACUGGGGUCGGGGCCCAGAGGUUCGACGCCUACGUGCGCACAUUCCGGGAAAUCGGUUCCAAAGCUCUGGCUCGACUGGUUCAGAGGAUGGCCGAUUCAGGGGAGUCCGUACACUGCAUUAUCUACGAUUCCAUCAUCCCCUGGUGCCUGGACGUGGCAAAGGAAUUCGGGAUCCUGACUGCCGACUUCUUCACGCAGUCGUGUGCGGUGGACGCCAUUUAUUACGGGGUUCGUGAGGGAAAGGUGCCGGUUGGGGAAACGACUGGUUACAAUUUUGGGGUGAUACCCGGAUUGCCGGCGUUGGAGCGGCGGGACUUGCCGACUUUGCUGCACGACUGUGGGCCGGACCCUGACCCUUUUGGGCUCAUUUUGGGCCAGUUCUCUAACGCGGAGCAGGCCGAUUGGGUUCUCUGCAACUCUGUUCUGGAAGUGGAACAAGAGGAAUUAAGCUGGCUUUCAAACUUCCUGCCCUUCACGACCGUCGGACCGACCAUACCAUUACCGUACUUAAACAACCAGCACGACAACGACGACACAGACUUACACGGACUGAGCAUCUUCAAGCCCUUCAACGAAUCCACUUGCGCAAAUUGGCUUGAAACCAAGCCGAAACAUUCCGUCGUCUACGUCUCUUUCGGCAGCAUAGCGGGCCUGGCCGCAGACCAAAUGGAGGAGCUCUUUUGGGGGCUGAGAAAUAGCAACCACUACUUCCUCUGGGUGGUGAGGCAAUCCGAAGAGUCCAAGCUCCCCAAGGAAUCCGAACUCUCCGCGGCCGCGGCGGCAGAGAGAGGGCUCAUAGUGCGGUGGUGCUCGCAGCUGGAGGUUCUGGCGAGCGAGGCCGUGGGGUGUUUCGUGACGCACUGCGGGUGGAAUUCGACGCUGGAGGGGCUGAGCUUGGGUGUCCCCAUGGUGGCGGUGCCGCAGUGGUCGGACCAGCCGACCAAUGCCAAGUACGUAAAAGACGUGUGGAGAGUUGGCGUGAGAGUGGUCGAAGGUGGCGGUGGUGAGAGCGGGGCGGUGGUCGGAAGGGAGGAGAUCGAGAGGUGUUUGAGGGAAGUGAUGGAGGGGGAGAGUGGGGAAGAGAUUAGGAGGAAUAGUGAGAAGUGGAAGAAUGUGAUCAGGGAAGCGGCGGGUGAAGGUGGAAGCUCUGGUUCCAACGUUGGGGAUUUUGCUGCUAGUUUGAUAAGCAAAUCACGUUUGGUUGGGUUAGGGUUGUAA